Messenger RNA from Ylistrum balloti, 936 nucleotides. RefSeq lists its product as uncharacterized. The record is from RefSeq and is a predicted model, not a curated record. Lineage: Eukaryota; Metazoa; Mollusca; Bivalvia; Pectinida; Pectinidae. Bases 1 to 936 code for a protein of 311 amino acids. The transcript has a single exon.
AUGAACCCCAACCCUGGUCCAUUCCCAUCACUAGACAUGAACCCCAACCCUGGUCCAUUCCCAUCACUAGACAUGAACCCCAACCCUGGUCCAUUCCCAUCACUAGACAUGAACCCCAACCCUGAUCCAUUCCCAUCACUAGACAUGAACCCCAACCCUGGUCCAUUCCCAUCACUAGACAUGAACCCCAACCCUGAUCCAUUCCCAUCAAUAGAAAUGAACCCCAAUCCUGAUCCAUUCCCAUCACUAGACAUGAACCCCAACCCUGGUCCAUUCCCAUCACUAGACAUGAACCCCAACCCUGAUCCAUUCCCAUCACUAGACAUGAACCCCAACCCUGAUCCAUUCCCAUCACUAGACAUGAACCCCAACCCUGGUCCAUUCCCAUCACUAGACAUGAACCCCAACCCUGAUCCAUUCCCAUCACUAGACAUGAACCCCAACCCUGAUCCAUUCCCAUCACUAGACAUGAACCCCAACCCUGAUCCAUUCCCAUCAAUAGAAAUGAACCCCAAUCCUGGUCCAUUCCCAUCACUAGACAUGAACCCCAACCCUGGUCCAUUCCCAUCACUAGACAUGAACCCCAACCCUGGUCCAUUCCCAUCACUAGACAUGAACCCCAACCCUGAUCCAUUCCCAUCACUAGACAUGAACCCCAACCCUGAUCCAUUCCCAUCACUAGACAUGAACCCCAACCCUGAUCCAUUCCCAUCACUAGACAUGAACCCCAACCCUGAUCCAUUCCCAUCACUAGACAUGAACCCCAACCCUGGUCCAUUCCCAUCACUAGUAAUGAACCCCAACCCUGGUCCAUUCCCAUCACUAGACAUUAACCCCAACCCUGGUCCAUUCCCAUCACUAGACAUGAACCCUAACAUUGAUCCCAUAUCUCUCCCUAAACAUGAAAUCCCAUUCCUGAUACAAACCCUUCCCUAA